GCUUCUUCCUUCUUAGCGAUUGCUCUCUCUGUCUCACUCGCUCAGAUUCUUUUAAAAGCCACCAAAACCCUCUCCUCUCUAACUAUGGAAGUGGCAGCAGAGAGACCCUCAGUUCGUGUAACAAACAUCCCGCAAACAAUCACAGCCCAAGAAAUCUUACAGUACCUCGUAGCCCAACUCGGCAAAGAUUCUGUCUUUGCCAUAGAAAUCUCCACGGUACGGAAAAACUGGAAUUCCCGUGGCUUUGGCCGAGUCCAAUUUGCUUCCCUCGAGGUUAAACACGAGGCACUCUCUCUCUCUCUACAGAACAAACUCGUCUUAAAAUCCCAGAAUCUCAAGUUAUCAGAAACCUGUGAUGACAUCAUUCCCAGGCCAGUCAUGGACCAAAAUAGAAUGGAAAAUGGGGUUUUGUAUGCGGGUUUUAUGAAAAAAGACACUACAUUGUGUGUUCUUGAGUACUGGGAAGGUGUGAGAGGGUGGUUUAUGCCUGAGAGGCGGAGGAUUGAGUUUUGGAUUCGGGUAGGGCAGGAGUUCCGUUAUAAGUUAGUGGUGGAGUUUGAGGAUAUCUUGGAGGCUGUUGGGUUCCCUUUGGAUGGUGACAAGGUUAACGCUGUCGUUUUAAAGCUCAGGUAUGGACCAAGGAUCUAUCAAAAAAUCUCUGGACCUGGCAUAGCUUCGAAAUUUAGCACUAAUCGGUAUUUUUACUGCAAGGAAGACUUUGACUUUCUUUGGGUUCGAACAACAGACAUUUCUGCCAUAAAAUCAAUUGGACAGUCGACGUCAUUUUGUUGGGAAAUUGGAGAAGGAUUAGAGGCUUCAGAUACUUUUAGAAAUUUCCCAUAUUAUCAAGAAUUUAUGAACAUACUUGAUUUGGAGGAUGGGGAAGAAUUUCGUUCUGCUUCGGAAACAGUUCCACUCAUAAGAUGUGGAUCAGAUAAGUUAGCAUAUGAGGUCCUUUUCCAGCUGAAUUCUCUUGUUCAUACUCAAAAAAUUAGUCUUGCUGCAGUGGACAGUGAUCUCAUGAAGAUCCUUCGCAAUCUGACUGUAAACACUGCUUUUAUAAUUCUUCAGAAAUUGCACAAGUUAAAGAUGACCUGUUAUGAUCCCUUGUCUUUUGUAAAGCAAAGCCUUAGAGAAUCUCUCUCAUCACCACCCAAGAGCUUAACAGAGAAUAAUAUAAUGAGUUGUCAUAGGGCCUUAAUUACACCAUCAAAGAUUUUUUGUUUGGGUCCUGAGUAUGAAACCUCCAACUAUGUUGUGAAACACUUUGCUCAAUACGCUUCAGACUUUAUAAGAGUUACUUUUGUUGAAGAAGAUUGGAGUAAACUUCCUGCGAAUGCAAUUUCAACGAGUAUCCAGCGAGGUAUUUUCGCAAAACCUUUCAGAACUGGAAUAUAUCAUAGAAUAUUGUCCAUUCUUCGAGAUGGGAUUGUGAUUGGAGCUAAAAGGUUUGAGUUUCUGGCGUUUUCUGCUAGUCAAUUACGAUCCAAUUCUGUUUGGAUGUUUGCUUCUAACAAUGAUGUGAAAGCAGAAGAUAUUAGAAAAUGGAUGGGUUGCUUUGACAAGAUACGCAGUGUGUCCAAAUGUGCUGCCAGGAUGGGUCAGUUGUUCAGUUCUUCUUUGCAAACUUUUGUUGUUCCUGUGCAAGAUGUAGAGAUUAUUCCUGACAUUGAAGUCACUACUGAUGGCAUUGACUACUGCUUUUCUGAUGGAAUUGGCAAAAUUUCUCUUUCUUUCGCCAAGCAAGUUGCUCACAAGUGUGGAUUGAGUCAUACUCCAUCAGCAUUUCAAAUUCGGUAUGGUGGCUAUAAGGGGGUGGUUGCUGUUGACCGCAAUUCCUUCCGGAAGCUAUCUUUGCGUAGUAGUAUGCUAAAAUUUGACUCAGAAAACAGGAUGCUCAAUGUCACUAAAUGGAGUGAGUCCAUGCCUUGCUAUUUGAAUCGGGAGAUCAUUUCUCUCUUGUCUACAUUGGGAGUGGCAGAUGAAAUAUUUCAGGCUUUGCAACAGAAACAGUUGUAUCAGCUCAGAAAAAUGCUAACUAAUAAAGAAUCAGCUUUAGAUGUCUUAGAGAAUUUGGUGUGGGCUGAUUCCAAGAAUAUUCUUGUACAAAUGUUGCUUCAAGGCUACGAGCCCAAUGUGGAACCUUACCUCUCAAUGAUGCUUCAAGCCUAUCAUGAAAAUUCAUUGAUGGAAUUAAGAAGCCGAUGUCGAAUAUUUGUCCCAAAGGGUCGCAUCCUGAUUGGCUGCCUGGAUGAAAGUGGUACCUUAGACUAUGGACAAGUUUAUGUUCGCAUAACCAUGACAAAAGCAGAGCUGCAAUGUUCGGACCAGAGCUUCUUUCGGAAGGUAGAUGAGUCAACAUCCAUUAUAAUAGGGGAAGUGGCUGUCACCAAGAAUCCUUGUCUUCACCCAGGAGACAUUAGAGUCCUUGAAGCAGUCUAUAAUGUGGAACUGGAGGAGAAGGGCUUGGUGGAUUGCAUUAUCUUCCCCCAGAAUGGAGGAAGGCCUCAUCCAAAUGAAUGCUCUGGUGGUGAUCUUGAUGGGGAUCAAUUUUUCAUAAGCUGGGAUGAAGGUCUUCUCCCUUGUCAUACUGAAGCCCCAAUGGACUACGUUGGAGGGAGACAACGAAUAGUGGAUCACAAUGUGACUUUAGAGGAAAUUCAGAGAUUUUUCGUGGAUUAUAUGAUCAACGACACUUUGGGUGCCAUCUCUACUGCCCAUUUAGUGCAUGCUGACUGUGAACCAGAUAAAGCCCGAAGUGAAAAAUGUCUGCAGUUGGCAACCCUCCACUCCAUGGCAGUUGACUUUGCAAAGACCGGAGCGCCAGCUGAGAUGCCCCUGUAUUUGAAGCCAAGGGAAUUUCCAGAUUUCAUGGAGAGAGUAGAAAAGAAAAUGUACAUAUCUGAUGGGGUACUGGGAAAACUCUAUCGAGACAUCCAUGAUUCAACAAGACAAGAAAGGUCAAAAAAGAUGGCUGAAGCAACUUAUGACCAAGAUCUUGAAGUGAAAGGUUUUGAGGAUUUCCUUGGAAUCGCAUCAAUCUAUAAGGAGAAGUAUAUGGAGAAAAUGAGCACAUUAAUGGAUUAUUAUGGGGCUAAAACUGAGGAUGAGAUACUGACAGGUAAUUUGCGACACAGGCCAACGUAUUUGCAACGUGACAACAGAAAAUACGGAGAUGUGAAAGAUAGAAUUCUAGUGUCGCUGAAGAACCUGAAGAAGGAAGCUAAAGAAUGGUUUGAGAGCAGCUGCGACCCUACUGAGCACCAGUGCAUGGCUUCAGCAUGGUAUCACGUUACUUACCAUCCUACUUAUUUCCAUGAAAGGAUGAAUUGCUUGAGCUUUCCAUGGAUUGUAGGUGACAUUUUGUUGAACAUAAAGUCUUUGAAUAGAAGAAAUGCCUGAACGUGUUCACAGGUUCUUGAUUGUAAUGUUUUAUUUAGAAGCCUUACCUUACAGGUCCAUAACUGGGGCCAUUUUGGUAAGUUGCUGGCUUUGGCUUUUGGCUGUGGAUGUGGUGGUUAGGAUUACCAGUAACUGUAUCUGUUUGGAUGUGCAAAUAUGAAUAUACUUGUAGAGAAUUAAUGGUUACA
This is a messenger RNA of Populus euphratica (Euphrates poplar), 3590 nucleotides long. RefSeq names its product RNA-dependent RNA polymerase 2 (gene RDR2). The coding region runs from base 85 to 3402 and encodes 1105 amino acids. Gene Ontology annotation, cellular component: nuclear RNA-directed RNA polymerase complex. Gene Ontology annotation, molecular function: RNA binding; RNA-directed RNA polymerase activity. NCBI's taxonomy places the organism in Eukaryota, Viridiplantae, Streptophyta, Magnoliopsida, Malpighiales, Salicaceae. The record is from RefSeq and is a predicted model, not a curated record. The transcript has 4 exons. Gene Ontology annotation, biological process: siRNA processing.